Molecule: messenger RNA, 4542 nt
Organism: Trematosphaeria pertusa
Lineage: Eukaryota; Fungi; Ascomycota; Dothideomycetes; Pleosporales; Trematosphaeriaceae
Product: nucleoporin-domain-containing protein
Exons: 4
Coding region: 215-4288 (1357 amino acids)
Biological process (GO): RNA export from nucleus; protein import into nucleus; protein localization to nuclear inner membrane
Cellular component (GO): nuclear pore inner ring; nuclear pore
Molecular function (GO): structural constituent of nuclear pore
Source: RefSeq, a predicted model, not a curated record
CAUCGCAGCGUGCACGAGAGCUCCAUUCACCGGCGCAAUUGGGCCUCUCCUGCCCGUGCUUCCAUUAUUCGCGCGCUUCUUUUCUCUUCAUUACUCCGUAUCCGCGCGAAGCUAAUGUCUAUGUUUCCUCCCGGCGCGUAACCUAGCCUCCGCCUAAACCUCUCUCACCAGGCCGCCGCGAAAUACCGCCGCAACCCUCCCACCACCUCCCACCAUGGCGCUCAACAUGCCGCCGGCGACGCCCCAGCGGCCGGGGCCCGGCGCAUUCAUCAAUACUCCUGCACCGGCUAGGCCUGCGCUCUUUCAGUCAGCCUCAGCGCAGCAACCAGCGCCUGCGCCGUUGGACACCCCCAUACAACGCGCCGCGCGCACAAUCAACAGCAUGUUGGACAGGGACAAUAGAUUUCCAGCCCUGGAGGGGUAUAUCGGACAGGGCUUCUCCGGAGAGUACGAGCUGCCGACGAACCCAGCGUGGACGCCGUUCCAGAAGCUCAAGACGUAUCAGCACCCCGAGAGCGUCUUCAACCAGGUCAACGAGAUGCAGAUGAACACGAAAAUGGGCCUGUUCGCCGAGAUCAACCACGCAUACGUCUUUGUCGACAACCAGCUGUAUCUGUGGGAUUACACGCAUCCCAACCCGGAGCUUAUUGGAUUUGAGGAGCAGGGGCACAAUAUCACCUGCGUGAAGCUGGUGAAGCCGCGGGGGAAGGUCUUCGUUGACACGAUUUCGUGGCUGCUCGUGGUCGCAACCGUGGCAGAGGUAUUCCUCAUUGCGGUAGAAUGCCAGACCGGCCCCGAGGGCGUGCACGGCGUAACACUAUACCGGACAGGCCUCUCGAUCUCGGUGCGAGGUAUCAACGUCACCGCGAUUGAGGGCUCGGCCAAGACGGGACGCAUAUUCUUCGGCGAGGGAAAUUCGGAAGACGUAUGGGAAGUGAACUAUCAGCAGGAAGAUAGGUGGUUCUCCAGCCGGUGCAGCAAGACGAACCAUGUCUCCAAGUCCAUCAGCCUGCCCACCCUGCCUUUUUACCACACCGCUAAGCGAACGGGGAUCAAACAGAUGGUCAUGGACGACUCUCGGAACCUCCUGUAUACACUAUCUACGAACGGCACCAUCAAGGUCUUUCAUAUGAGGACACCGACGACACUUGACUGUGUCAUCACCCGAACGCUUAGCAACAUCCGAACAAUGUGCAGCCACGUCGUCCGCCAAUCUGCUGUUUUAGACAAGCUGCAGCUUGUGGGCAUAGACCCAAUAUCCGCCUCCGAAGCCGAGCACCUGUCUCUCAUGGUCACUACAUCAACGGGCGUUAGGUUAUACUUGAGCACUACGUCCGGUGGUUGGUUGAGUGACAGCACGACCGCACCUAGCAGCAUGGCUAUUAGGCAUAUCCGUUUUCCGCCGUCUGACGGUCAAUCAAUCUCCCAACCCGCCAUUGGUAGCCAGCUACAGCCAUAUCAAGGGGGCACUCCCAUCGGAUUCGACUCUGCCUUUUUGAUGCAGACCGUCGCUGGAUUUCGGUAUGCGCCUGGAUCGUUCUUCUGUAUCGUGGAGAGGAACCCGAAUGACGAUCACCACACCCUCUUCGUAUCAGCACCACACUCGGGUCAGCUUACCAACCAACAAGAAGUGCCUCGAUAUUGCGAGACUGGCCAGAGCAUACAGCUUGUUGGGAAGAUGCAGGAUAUUGGCCAGGUUUCGGAGCGCUUCUCAGCAAGGGACCAACCGACAGGGUUCGGAAAUGUGCUUGCGGUGCAAUUCGACAAGCCUGUCAGCGAAUAUGCCAUCCUGACGCACUGGGGAGUCGAGACUGUGCGAAGACGGAGGCUGGUGGACAUAUUCGCGGCCAUAAUUAAAUAUGGCGGGGGCGCGGAGGGGGUGGAUGGUGAUGUCCGCAAAUUCGCAAAGCAGUACGGUCUCACUGAAACGGCGUCGACAGCGCUAGCGGUAGCAUGCGGUCAAGGUUCCGACGUUGGCCCGGAUUCUCGGAUCGCCAAAGUCACUGAUCCCGAAGUUCUCGAAUUCGCACGAAAAGCGUUCAUUGAGUACGGCGGCAAGGCCCAGCUCACCGAAAGCGCAACUGUGGAGGGACUCAGCGUAGAAAACGUUCGCGCAUCUCCACGUCAUGAUGGUAUCGCCUUAUACGUCGCUCGUCUUAUCCGCUCGAUUUGGGAUACACCCAUCAUCAAGGAGGUGAAGACACCUGCUGGUCCCGCACUGCAGUCUACCCACAGAGUUUCGAAGCUUCAGGAGAUACAGCGCGCUCUCAUCCAAUUACAAGAGUUCUUGGACACCAAUAAAGCCUUCAUAGACGGCCUCGCCGGACCGGAAGCCCUAGGACGAGUAGCCUCGCGGCAGGAAGAGGUGGAGCUUCAGGGCGAAAACCGGGCUUUGACGAGCUUGGUGCAGAUGGUAAACAACAUCAUUGAGGGCAUUGCAUUCGCCUUGGUUCUAUUCGAGGAUCGCCUAGAGGAUAUUCUUCUGUUGCUUCCAGCGGACUCACGGCUGAGCGUCCGAAAACUCACCUUCCACGGUCUAUUCGCGGUAAAAGAGGGCAAAGAUCUUGCUAAGGAAUUGGUGAAGGCGAUCGUCAACCGCAAUAUUACUAAGGGUUCCAAUGUGGAGACGGUUGCCGAGGCGCUCCGGAGGAAAUGCGGCAGCUUCUGCAGCUCGGACGAUGUGGUCAUCUUCAAAGCUCAAGAGAACCUGAAGAAGGCUGCUGACGUCGGUGCGAACGCUGAGCGAGGACGGAUACUGCUGAACGACAGUCUGAGGCUGUUCGAGCAGGUGGCUAAGAGCCUCAGCUCGGAGCACUUGACUGCGGCGAUAGACAAGUAUAUCGAGCUGGAGUUCUACGCAGGCGCCAUUCGUCUCACACUUAAGGUCGCGCAGGAGCUAGAUCGAGGAAACAAAGCUCUCUCUUGGAUAAAAGACGGACAACCCCCUCAGGACGCACGUCAAGUGUUCUACGAGAGGCGCACAGCGUGCUACGAGCUCGUCUUCAAAGUCAUAGAAGCAGUAGAGCGGGCAUUUGCUGCACAGGGUGUCGUCCAACAAGAUGGGAUCAUCUCCCAGAUAACCCGCCGCAAGUAUGAAGCAUACGAGCAGAUCAACAACUCGGACGACGAGGUUUUCCAGAACUACCUAUAUGACUGGUACUUGUCCAAGGGCUGGGCAGACCGCCUCCUUGAGAUCAACACGCCCUAUGUCAUCGACUAUCUGCGGAGAAGCUCUGAAACCGAUAUUGCUCAUGCGGACCUACUGUGGCGUUACUACGCUCACUGCCACGACUACCUGAGUGCUGCAGAAGUGCAGUUCCAGCUCGCCAAGAGUCCUUUCCAAUUGUCAUUAGAGAAGCGGAUAGAAUACCUCUCGCGAGCGAAGGCAAACGCCUCCACGCGAAUGACCGGCUUCUCGGAGACAGGAGUUCGGAAUAGACAAUCAAGGCAAGAGCUGCUGAGGAACAUCAGCGAUCACCUUGACAUUGCCAACAUCCAAGACGACAUUCUGCAACAGAUCAAGAGCGACGCACGACUUCAGGGCCCGCGCAGGGAUGAGGUAAUCAAGACUCUGGACGGGGCUAUCCAGCCUCUGGAUGAUCUCUACCACAUGUACGCCGACCAAGCAGGCUACUACGACAUCUGCCUGCUCAUCUACCACUCGGCCGACUACCGCAACCUCCCCGACGUCCGCAACACUUGGUCCAACCUCAUCGACCAAGUGCACAACAAAGCAAUCAGCGAAGGGCACAACGCACCCUGGGAGCUCGUAGCCUACAAAGUCGAAGACAUUGGUCGCCGCGUCGCGCUCAACGAGAACGUCUUCCCCGUCAACAUCGUCUUGCAGAUGCUUCUACAAUACGACGUAUCCCAGUAUACCCAUGAUCCUAACGGCCCGCGCAUAGCAGCUAAUGGCCACGAGCUGCUUCUCUGCUCGAACCUUCUUUGGCCGAUCGAUGUCUUCGUCAAGCUCAAUGCCCCGUUCGAAUUGCUGGUCGCGACGCUGGAGGCGAUGUGGUAUGCACAGGAGCCACCGUUUAAUACACGGAGUAGCCGCAAGUUGCUCAUCAAGUGGAUGAUUUAUACGGUUGAGCAAUGGGGGCAGGUGAGCAGGAGACAAGGGUUGAAGUAUGGAGGGACGGAGAACGCGAUUGGGCUUGCGGAUUGCUUGAGGGUUGUGCUAGGCAGUGGAGAGCUAGGCGGCGGGAGGGAUGGCGGGGCCGAAGAAGCUGCGUGGGUAGAGAGGGCUCGCGAGGUUAGGGAAGAGGUAGAGGAGGCGGCGCGAUGAGCAUAAAAGCUAAGGAGGCCACGGUAGGGCCAGCAUCGAGGUGCUACGAUAUAAGAUGUGGGUCUUUUGUUUGACGAGUGGACUCUUUCGUGCUCUCUAUUCUUUCUAGCGCUUGGCGUUGUUUAGGGCAUUCUUUCAGGCUGGAGUCAAAAGCAUCAAUUUGGAGGACUUUGUAAGUUCCGGGAGCCGCGGAGCGUGAACCGCUGCGCCGGCUGGGGGCGAUGCUUAGAUACGAAACGCGGUCGCGUGCCGUC